Molecule: messenger RNA, 606 nt
Organism: Cylicostephanus goldi
Lineage: Eukaryota; Metazoa; Nematoda; Chromadorea; Rhabditida; Strongylidae
Source: the annotation of a GenBank genome assembly
AUGGGUCAAGAUGUUUAUUUUUACUUGAUUGCUGAUAGAUUGAUUAUGUGGCUGAUAGAGGUUGUAGGAAGAACUGAUUUAUCACUUGACGAUGCGGUCAUUUUGGCUUCGGCCACUACCUCUUCACGCCUCCUCGAUCGCAUUUUAUCUCAUUUGGAUAAUAGAGGGUGCUCUACCACGGUUUAUGGCAAAUAUCCAAGUUUUGACUUUGGUUCGGUUACGGUUGUGGAACGCGUGUCUGCACUGCCAGCAACCUCAAAGGUUGUCAUUGUGCUAGCUGAUGACUUGACGGCUGAAACCCAAUCGUGGUUGUGUAAGCAAAAAAGUGCGCAUGUAAUAUCGCUUGAAUGCGCUCCUGCCGUUGUAGACCACAAGAAGCUACAUAUUCUUAUGUUGGGUGUUUUGACUUCCGGCCUUUAUACCACGAAUGCUCAGCCACAAGUGGGAAAAACCAGUUUUGCCAAGUUGUGUGCUGCCAUGAAAUCCUGCAAGUUUAUAGAUUCUGCUGUGUGUGACGUGGGUGCGCCAUACUCUUGGAUCGCUGAGGAUGGAAAAGCAAACCUCCAGCAAGCUUUUUCGACCACGUUAAUGCGACGCUUAUGUUAA